This is a messenger RNA of Funneliformis geosporum, 440 nucleotides long. Lineage: Eukaryota; Fungi; Glomeromycota; Glomeromycetes; Glomerales; Glomeraceae. The record is from the annotation of a GenBank genome assembly.
CUAGCACAAGGGGAUUCUUAUUUGAGUGCUAUGUUAUCUACCUAUUUUGCACUGGAGAUCAAAAAUUCGAAGUAAGGAAGCUGAAAGGUGAAGGCAAAGAUCAAUUUUCCAUUGAUCAUAAGCCAAUAGUUGGGAAAGUUAAAAAUUUACCUGAUCUCUUAAAGUAUUCUGAAAGAAACAUAGUUAAUGUGUUAAAUAAACAAAAUUUCAGUGCAGUGGACUCAUUUGUAACACCUAAUUGUAUUUUACAAGUCACUGUAUCUGAAUAUCACCCUAUAAUACAAGCCGAGCUGACCAAACCAGUUUAUAUAAAUUAUACAACUCGGGAUAGGAAUUCUAAUAAAGAUCGUCUAGUCAAGAGAAUGGAUUCUACCAUUAUAAAUGUUGAACAAUGGGUUUUAAAAGUCCAUAUCAAUUCUAUGUUAGAAGAUAAAGAAUAA